UCUACUGCUGGAUGAAUGUGUCACGGAGACUGCCCUUUUUUCACACUGGGCAGCAUGGGCAGGUAGAGUGCCGCUGGAACCUUUAUAGAUGUCCGUGGCUGAAUUGCACCGAGGUCGCCAGGUUCAUUGCGGAGCGAGCUAACCACCGACCCCACGUUCACAUGAAAUUGUGUAUAAUGAUUGUUUUGAAUUUAUGCAAAUAAUAACGCUGUUACAAUAAGGCUAAGAGAGCAAACAUUACCAUACAAAGUGAGACGACAGAAAUAGUCAAAUGGUGGUUGAGUGCUCGUGAAUAAUUGCAUGGCUACUCUGAAAGGGUUACUGAAGGAGCCGAAGCCAUAUCUUUGGGACACUGCUAACCGAAUUUACUCCAUAAACGACCUCCCGUCAUAGGGGCAACAUACGACAUUGUUCCCAACCGAGAUGGGGAAAACUGAGAUUGACUUGAUACGGGCUGGCAAAGCGAACGGGGUUAAUUGGGUCACUAAAUAUGUCCUGUUUCGCUGAUGGAAUGGAUGGCACGUCACGAGUUGCCACAACAACGGUGAGAGAGAUACAGGAAGCACACGUUUUAUUAGCGCAUUGGCACAGCUGGAAUAAAGUCCUGCUGAUUACCGAACAUUCAUAACAUUGUUAUUACUCCUGGUGAUUACAUUGAGACGGGAAGAGGAAUGCAUGGAUGAGAGGACACAACAUUUGCAUGCUUGGACAUGCCAUGGCUCGUGUGGGCGACACGAACAAUGGACCAGCAGGAGGGGACUUAAGGGGGCGGUUGCGAUAACUGCACGCAACUGGUUGCAGAGACGUCCGCACAUGAGCGAGUCGGUUGCAUGCAACUGUUUGUAGAUACGUCAACAUAUACGCAGUUUGGUCGAAUGCAACCAAGGUGCGCGUCUGGUUGCACAUAUAAGCGAUUCAUCGGUUGCAUGCAACCGAGUUGCGACGAAGUUUCAAGCAACCGAUCGCUCAAGGAGUGGCUCCGCCUCUAUGCCCAGCCCCCCUCCUCCCCACGUGACCUCCCGUUGCUGAAACCUAAGGAUCUGGAUCACAGUGGACGCGGGAACGCGCGUGGCCUGGGGCUUGCCCGGGCAGUGCAGCGCAGCAGUGGAGAGCAGAGGGCAAGGCAGGGUCAGAGAGGGAAUAGGGCAAUUUUCGGGGCUAGGACCCAACUGCGAGAAGGGCAAGGACUGGGAGAAGGGCACAGCCGGGAAAGACAGCGAUAUAGGACAAGGAGGGCUGAUGUAAUAUAAAGGGAAGGCUGUGAAGUGAGAGGAGCAAGGCUGCCAAGAGAGGGGCAAGGCUGAGCAGGGAGAUGGACGAGGAGAAGGGAAGGGCGGAAGCGAGAAAGGCAGGGGUUGUGUAGGAAGAGGGGCAUGGCUGGGCAGUGAUUAGGGGCAGGACUGUGAAGAGAGAAGGGCAGGGUUGUGCGUAGCGAAGGGCAUGUCUCGCGAGAAGAGAAGGGCAUAGCUUGGCAAGCGAGGGCAGGGCCGUGUUGCGGUGAAUUCUAAUCCCGCUCUCACUUUUCCCGCCGUUUCUUCUCGGCGCGCCAACCGCUUCAACACGCGGAACGACACCGCGCUCUUUCGUGUCGACACUACUCCUGUCGUACUUGGCGCGAGUGUGUUCCGUUUGUUGUUGUAGUUGGUAUGAGCCGAACCUUUGUGUUGUGGUAGUGGUUGGUGUUGGUGCGGUUAGUGGUGGUGGUGGUUGUAGUUGUGUUUUGUAAUCGGGAUUUGUGAGGCGCGGGCGUGCCCGGCGAUGUCGCGACUCAAGCGCGGGGCGCGGCCCACCGACAAGGCGGAUGGCGUUCAGAAGAUAUCGGCCUUCUUCGGCAAGAAGCCGAGCGAUGCAGCGGAGCUGAGUGCGAACGCCACCACGACGCACGGCCUCUGUGUGCAGAGCAAGCCCGGAGUCGCGAACGGCGCCAGCCUGGGGGACGGCGUGGGGAAGGCAUCCUCGUCGGCACCAGCGGACGAUUCGGAUGAUGACGUGAUGUUCAUUCCGGACGACGAGGUUCUCAUUCCGGACACCCCCGAGCGAGACUGCGUGCCGGGGACGCCCGUACGGGUCGUCGGCAGGAGGGCAGCUGCGCUGGGCAGGGGGGCAGCAGGUGGUUGCGAUCGCUCGGUGGCCCGCGCUGAGCGGCAAGACGUAAAAGCAACGCGGCUGAGCAAAACCAAGCUGAAAAGAGUGGACAGCCGAGCGGCGGUGCCACUGCCAGGGACGUCCAAGCGGCUGGCACUAAGUCCCGACGUGGAGUUGAACACGAAGCGGAUCCGGCCUACAGUUCAGUCGACCCUCUCCGAAUUUGUGCCAAUUGACUCUAACUCAGAACCUCCAGCGCCGGCUGAAAAAGCGCAGAAUCCAAGGUCAGGUAGAGAGGAUUCGGCUUCAUCAGCCGUAUUGAUCACAGGCAAGUCGGAUUUCUCCCUACAAGAUGGGACCGAGAAAGAGAACUCACAGGACGCAGUGAACCUACAGCCUCUGUGCCCGGCCUGGAGUAGCUCGGUGAACCUGAAGCCCCUGUGCUCGGCUGUGGCUGAAGCGGAGCACAGCCCUGAGGAAGGCAAGCACCACCCAGGAGAGGAAGCAAGAAGGAAGAUGAAGAGUGGCACUGUCUUAAGUCAACUAGGGCCCAGGGAGGACACGAACUCUGCAGUAGUUGGUGCUGCUGCUGAUCCACUUGUGCGAAACAGGAGGAGGGCAUGUGUUGGCGACAGCCAUGUUGGGGGUGGUGUUGCGAGUGGUGGUGAUGGUGGGAAAGGUGGUGAUGGUAGACGCGUUGAUGAUGGUGACAAUGGUGGUGGUGAGAAUAGUGGUGGUGGUAACGGUGAUAGCAGUGCAUUGAGUAGUGAUGGUAAUGGCAAGCUUGGAGAAGAUGAACUCAGCCCAGACAUCCUGGAUGCGUUCCUGCAGGAGAGCUUCACUGUGGAGGAAAAUCCGUGA
Petromyzon marinus (sea lamprey) is the source of this 2946-nucleotide messenger RNA. Lineage: Eukaryota; Metazoa; Chordata; Hyperoartia; Petromyzontiformes; Petromyzontidae. The record is from RefSeq and is a predicted model, not a curated record.